Messenger RNA from Salvia hispanica, 977 nucleotides. Its product is annotated as protein cornichon homolog 1-like. The record is from RefSeq and is a predicted model, not a curated record. NCBI's taxonomy places the organism in Eukaryota, Viridiplantae, Streptophyta, Magnoliopsida, Lamiales, Lamiaceae. Gene Ontology annotation, biological process: vesicle-mediated transport.
AUGGAGUAUAUUCAAAAAGUAAACCCACGUUCUCAGAGUAGAAUUAGUGUGAGACAAUCAUCAUUUUUUCUUCUUCUUAACCCUCAAUCGCUCGUCAGGGAAAUAGGAUCCAAGAAAGAACUUGCAACGGGGGCAGUAAAUUUCAGUGUUAAUUCCUUGCAAAAUCAUGGAUUGGUUACCAUUUCUCUGGUUAAUUUUCUCAUGCAUGAACCUAACUCUAUUGGGAUUAAAUUUUUACGAGUUCUUAGGGUUCUCGGAUUUGGAGGCAGACUUUUUGAAUCCCUACGAAUUAUCGUCUCGUAUCAACUAUGUGAUUGUGCCCGAGUAUUUGUUGCAUGGCGCACUGUGCAUUCUCUUUCUCAUGACGGGGCAUUGGAUCAUGUUCCUGCUCUCGCUUCCCACUGCAUACUAUAAUCUCAAGCAGUAUCUAUCAAACAAACAUCUUGUCGAUGUCACUGAAGUCUUCAAAGUAGUCAGUACUGAGAAAAAGGCUCGUCUUAUAAAGCUGGGGUUUUACGUCAUCUUCUUUGGUCUAGUCAUUACAAGGCUUGCAUUGUCGGUUGUAAGCGCUGUAUUUGCUGACGAUGAGGAUAUUGUGGCUUGGUCGACCAUAUAUUGAACUUGUGUAAGCCAGCGUGUGGCUUCUUCCUGAUGAUGAUGGUGUGCCUUGGUCGAGAGUGAGACAACGCCAUUUGCAACCGAGUCUCUCAAUUUAAUAUAACAUGGUUAGCCUCUCUCUCUCUCUCUCUCUCUCUACCCAUAGAUUAGGACAAGAGCUGAUGUCUGAUCUGCUCAAUGGCUAGUAAAUUUGUUGGUCAUGACAUAUGUUUUUAAGUUGUGAUCAUUUGAGCCUUCUUUCUUCACAUGCAUUGUAAUUUGAUUGAAUUUUUCUUUUUUUGGUGUUUGUCUGCAUAAUGUACCUUGAUUAUAAUUGUUGAAUAGGAUGGCUAAUUUGUACUACUAGUAUUUUGUUUUAA